Colossoma macropomum (tambaqui) is the source of this 572-nucleotide messenger RNA. It is a transcript of the gene snrpg, whose product is annotated as small nuclear ribonucleoprotein polypeptide G. Gene Ontology annotation, cellular component: U5 snRNP; U2 snRNP; P granule. NCBI's taxonomy places the organism in Eukaryota, Metazoa, Chordata, Actinopteri, Characiformes, Serrasalmidae. The record is from RefSeq and is a predicted model, not a curated record. Gene Ontology annotation, biological process: mRNA splicing, via spliceosome; spliceosomal snRNP assembly. The coding region runs from base 106 to 336 and encodes 76 amino acids. The transcript has 4 exons. Gene Ontology annotation, molecular function: RNA binding.
GCGAAAAAUCGUCACUUCCGGCUGGACACGCAUGUUUCUAAUUUUUUGAAACGGUUUUCAUACGUUUUUCGUUGUCUCGGUCUGCACUGUUAUAACUGAACAAACAUGAGCAAAGCACAUCCACCAGAGUUGAAGAAGUUUAUGGACAAGAAACUGUCACUAAAGCUGAAUGGUGGUCGACAUGUCCAAGGCAUCUUGCGAGGAUUUGAUCCAUUCAUGAAUCUCGUGGUGGAUGACUGCUUAGAAAUGUCCCCAGGGGGACAACAGAAUGCCAUUGGCAUGGUGGUCAUCAGAGGUAACAGUAUAAUCAUGCUGGAGGCUCUUGAGAGAGUAUGAGGAUGGAUCCCCCCUUGUCUCCCCUAAUCUACACCUCCUUCCCUGAUGCAAGAUGGCUUUAGUUUUGUUAUUAAAGAAUGGAAAACUUCUGAAAACCCUGCUAUGUAUGAGUGAUAAGGUGCUGUUUUUAGGCACCUUAAUUGAUCAGUCUUAGUUUCUGCCUUUUUUAUGGUGAUAACUUUAGAAAUGUGUGUACCACUCAACCCAUUUGUCAAUAAAUUGAAGGUGAAUUUUGA